AUGGGGCUUCUAGCUGUCACUGCCGGCCGCUUUCGGAACCGGGUACGGUCGGUUCAGGCGUGGAGUCGCGAUUUCACGUCUGUUUCUGCAACUUUUCGAAACAGUGGAGCGCUGACCCUGAAGGCGUCAUUGAUCCAGAGAAAAUGUGCUGGACUUCAUCAACACAGAUUGCCUUUUAUUCGUUUACUCAACUCUGACAAACCACCCAGAGGAUUUGAGAAAUUCUUCCCAAAGAGCGCAGGUGCCGCCGGUGCCAGUAAAUCAGCUGAAGAUAUAAAAAGCAAAGCGCAGGAACCGCUUUGUAAGCACCAAGGGGAGAUGAAAAACAAAGGCGAUGAAGGACACAGAGGAGGACAAAAGGAGGAAGAAUCAGAUUGGUGGACACGUUUUCAGGAUAAUUUUCCAUUGGACGAAAAAGCAUUUCGGAACAUUGCAAUUGGAGCGGCAGGCAUGGCCUCAGCAUUUUUCUACUUUUACUUCCGGGAGACUGGCAACCAGAUCUCCUGGAAGGAUUUUGUACAUCACUACUUGAAGAAAAGCUUAGUUGAUCACCUGGAAGUUGUCAAUAAGCAAUAUGUCAAAGUAAUUCCAGCCCGUGGGGUAAACACGUCAGAUGUGAGUUAUUUGUGGUUCAACAUUGGAAGUGUGGAUUCAUUUGAACAUAAUCUGCAAGCAGCUCAACAGGAAUUGGGUUUGGAGUCCACAUGUGUAGUACCUGUCCUAUACACCAGUGAGAGUGACGGGACGCUGUUAUAUAGCGUACUCCCGACCUUACUUCUGCUCGGCUUCCUGCUGCUUGGAACUCGGCCGAGGCUGACUGGGGGUAGAGGACGUAUAAACCUCUUCAGUUUGAGCCAAUCCAAAGCCAAGAUCAUCAAAGACGAUGUUGGGGUUCGCUUCAAGGACGUCGCAGGAUGUGAGGAAGCCAAACUGGAAAUUUUGGAGUUUGUCAACUUCCUGAAGAACCCUCAGCAGUACCAGGAACUUGGAGCCAAGAUCCCUAAAGGUGCAAUAUUGUCAGGCCUGCCUGGAACAGGGAAGACCUUGCUCGCUAAGGCCACUGCGGGAGAAGCAAAUGUUCCUUUCAUUACUGUCAGUGGCUCAGAGUUCCAAGAAAUGUUUGUUGGUGUCGGCGCUGCAAGGAUCCGGGACAUGUUUGCCACCGCACGAAAAAAUGCCCCCUGUAUCCUCUUUAUUGAUGAGAUUGAUGCAGUAGGUAGAAAGCGGGGAAGCGGAAACUUUGGGGACCACAACGAACAAGAAAACACACUUAACCAACUACUAGUUGAAAUGGACGGAUUCAACAGCAGCACCAAUGUGGUUGUUUUGGCUGGUACCAAUCGAGUUGAUAUCUUGGAUCCGGCUCUGAUGAGACCGGGGCGCUUUGAUCGACACAUAUACAUUGGUUCACCAGAUUUAAAAGGCAGAGCUUCAAUUUUUAAGGUGCAUCUGAGACCUUUGAAGUUGCACCCAAGUGUGCAAGUUGAAGCUUUAGCCAGAAAUUUAGCUGCACUAACUCCAGGUUUUACUGGGGCUGACAUUGCCAAUGUUUGUAAUGAGGCUGCUCUGAUUGCAGCACGCCAUCGAAACCAGUUUAUCAUCACCAAGCAUUUUGAACAGGCAGUUGAUAGGGUGAUUGGAGGUUUGGAGAAAAAAUCUCAGGUAUUGCAGCUUUCAGAGCGGACCACUGUGGCGUAUCAUGAAGCUGGGCAUGCUGUCACUGGCUGGUUUCUAGAACAUGCAGACCCACUAUUGAAAUUAUCCAUUGUUCCUAGGGGAAAGGGUCUGGGUUACGCUCAAUAUUUGCCAAAGGAGCAGCACCUCUUCACGCAAGAGCAGCUCUUUGACAGAAUGUGCAUGAUGCUUGGAGGCCGAGUGGCCGAACAGGUUUUCUUUCGUCGGAUUACCACAGGAGCGCACGAUGACCUUCGUAAGGUUACGCAGUCAGCUUAUGCGCAGGUUGUACAGUUUGGAAUGAGCGAGGCCGUGGGUCAGGUGUCUUUUGAGCUCCCAGAGCAAGGUCUUUUUGUAACCGAGAAGCCCUUCAGCGAGCCAACAGCCCAACUCAUCGACCAGGAGGUCCGUCUACUCAUUGACUCCGCCUUCCAGCGAACGUUCCGCCUCAUCAAGGAAAAAAAAGCAAUGGUGGACAAGGUAGCAAAACGUCUCCUGGAAAGAGAGAUUCUUGAGAAGUCCGACAUGGUGGAGCUGCUGGGGCCACGUCCUUUUCGAGAGAAAUCCUCUUAUGAGGAGUUAGUGGAAGAGCUUGGGGACCCGGAGGAGGACACCUCCCUACCCGAGGGCCUAAGGAACUGGAACAAAGACUCAUGGGACAAAAAGCACUUACAGAAUGAACUAAACAAAACAUCUGCUUAUUUGAUUCAAAGGAGAUAA
Molecule: messenger RNA, 2394 nt
Organism: Nerophis lumbriciformis (worm pipefish)
Lineage: Eukaryota; Metazoa; Chordata; Actinopteri; Syngnathiformes; Syngnathidae
Source: RefSeq, a predicted model, not a curated record